Messenger RNA from Penicillium samsonianum, 3141 nucleotides. RefSeq lists its product as uncharacterized. Lineage: Eukaryota; Fungi; Ascomycota; Eurotiomycetes; Eurotiales; Aspergillaceae. The record is from RefSeq and is a predicted model, not a curated record. The transcript has a single exon. The coding region runs from base 1 to 3141 and encodes 1046 amino acids.
AUGACUUCUGAUAAUAACGGAGGGUUUCCAAACGAGCGUCCUUUUUACAGUUUUCUAGAUCCAUACCUAGGACAGGGAGUGGAUGAUGAAAUCCUGGGAUGGGCGCCCUAUUCCUCCAACUCAGUAGAUUCUGCAUUGGGCCUGGUAGAUUCGACGCAAAAUAGUUCGAGUUAUGGAUGGUUGGAUCAAUACGAAGUUCCCGUUCCCCCCCAGGAGUUCCCAGAUGAUCUCGACGAUAUUAUGACACACGGUUUCCCAGGCGAUUUAAUAUCCCAGGAUUUAGAUUUAACCUCCAUUGGGAUUGGUAAUCAUUUAAAUGAGAUCUAUCAACUCGCAGAUCCAGCUUCGAACCAGAUCUCUUCAUUGAACCACGCUCAACUAUUGGACCUGAAGUCCCACCUUGAAGCCGUCCUGCAAGAGGUGGAUAUACGACUUCAAGAGCCAUCCCUACCAGCCCAUGGACAACAAUUGCCCACGCCAAUCCAUUCGGACCGUACCCCUGCUCACUUGCGAGCAUUUCGCUGUCCCCUGUGCAGGACCAAGGACACGAUCUACAAGGAAUCUACUGCCUUCACACGACAUCUUAAAAACAACCAUGGUUUUCAGGAGUGGGAAUAUCGUUGCCCUGAGCCCAAUUGCAAUUUGACUGCACCACAGCGAGGUGCAAUAAAAAAACAUCUGCGCGAUGUACACGAGCAAAGUCCGAGUUCGCAUCAGAUAGUGGAGCACAGCAUCAUACUCCCGUGCCCUGCCUUUUGCGAAAUAUGCUCCGAGUCCACCCCCACCUGGAACAACUUUUAUGAGCAUGCGAAGAACCAUGUGAUGCGGCCUGCACAAAGAAGUAUCCCAGACGAAGGCAAGAUAGUAUAUGCGAAGCACCCCAGAGCGCAACCGGAGCAGAAGGGCAAGCGCGAAGAUGAGAAUAAACAUACUACACAUGAAGAAAGUGUUUCUAGGGUGGCCGCAGCGAGAGCUGGAUUGUUACAAGGUGCUGAUACGACGCUGGACCAAUCUUUCGCUCCUGGUGGAACAGAGCCACAGGACCCAUGGGGGGACCCCAUCGUGCACCAACAACCAAGACGAUCUUCGCUUUCUCAUGGCUCUGGCUCCUCGGCCGCACUUUCAGUUGGCACAAAUCUCACUACUCCGGAGUACGAAGAGGACUCGAUAGAUGCAGGUAUACCCCAGACGAAGAAUAUGGACCACGUCUUGGACGCCGCUCGUUAUUUCAGUGAAUUGGACCAGCUCGAGCUCCAAACCGCACAGAUACUCGGCAUGGCAAAUGGGCCACUAAUUAAUCUUGAAUUGCUACAUGACUGCCUUGAGUGUCUUCGGAAUUGGCAAGCUGCGCUUGAGUAUCUGCAGUCUCAAGGAUUUUGUGGAACCUCCAUCAGCAUUCUUAUCAAAGACCAAGACCGGGAUAGCGUCGCUAGUGCUGUCAAUGUAUCAUUGAGCCAUGUUAGCACUUUGGUCCAGACUAUUUUGGACUCACCCGACGAGAAUCUACGGAAUAUGGUGUUAAAGUACGGGAUGCACGCGUUGCUCAAAGUUGAGGACAAGGCCCUCUCGGAGUUUGAUUCGGUGCAAAUCCUUCGAUUCCUAUGUAUAAUUCUGUCAAUUGGGAUUGUUUCAUUCUCUGGCUCACAUGUGUGUCGAUUCGAUAUUAAUUUAUGGGAUCAAGAGAUGGAAGAGAUCCCUGUCGGCUUCGAAGGGUAUGCCUUUAAGCCACGGAAGCUGGCUUGCUUGGACGACUUAAUCGGUGGUCCUGCAUGGAUUCUAGGGAAAGCGUCCGUUCCACCUGAGGGAAUGAAGAUAUCUUUGACCGUCCAGGAUGUUCAAGAACUGUGGGGACCAGUCUCGAUGGUAGGAGGUACUGCCGAUGAAGCGCCAGUCAUCCAAACAGAGAGAGGCUUCAUUUUCCCACUUCCACGAGAGCGACAAUCUUCCUUGUUUACAUCUUCGUUACUUGACGAAAUUGAAUGCCACUGGGUGACGGAAAUUCCACAAUACGUUUCUGGUGAGACUUCUGAUAUGCCAAUACUCAUUCGCAACACAUCAAGGAUAUUAAUCGGCACAACCACUGACGUUGGGGCUGGGCUUGUUGUCAACGAAAACUGCAAGUCAUCAAUCUCGAUGAUUGGACAACGGAUCGCCUCUCGGCUCCAGUAUCCCGGAACAAGCAAAUCAAGAUACAUGAGCGAUGGGUACGACGUUCAGCUUGUCGGCGGACAAUACAUUACAGCCGGACUCGUGAAGAGGUAUAAGCGGAUCCCGAAGCGCACACUCAAGGCAAUGCUCAUCGCGGACUGCACGAAACCUGACACAAAGCUCGUGCCACUUCUAAAUCUCCGUGUUGGAUUGGAAGUAAGUGCAUGCACCGGAAACGCCCAGCGAGUGACGCUCUGGGACGCUCUCCGCUUCUCUCAAACAAGCAGCCCCUCCACGGAUCACCCAAUGUACUGCGCCCACAAGGUCGGCGACAAGAAUUGUAUCAGCUCAUGCUGGAGUCGAUGGCAAUCAGUGGACGAGAUAGACUCCCUCGACCAUAUGCCCGGAAAAAGGACGCUUCUCACUGGUGUCGAAGCCCGUCGUGUGAUUAUAAACUCCAUUCUCGCGCUCGAGCACUCGGGCGUCGAUAGCGAAGGAAACCUUCAAGUAUCCUGGCCCUUCAGCAAUAGCCCAGUCAAUUGUCCUGUAUUGCCAUCCACACUGAAAGAGUCCCAUAACUGGUUCGGUGUCGUCAAGGAUACGCAGGACACGUCGACCUUUGCCGUCUUCAGUCAAAGGUGUCUGGAAUUCCCGGAGAAGGGAAUCAUGCGUUCAUGCUCGGCGCCAUGCAAGGAAGGACAUUCCAAGCCGCUCCAAACUACUCUUUUGACGCGUAUUCUGACUCCUACUGAAGCAGGGUCAGUGUCUGGACUGCUGGUGGGGGUCAAGUUUCUAGUAGGGGAGGCACAUUUGACGGUCACAAAGGCAGUGCAAGACCAGGUCGCGAUCAUAGCUGCUGUUAGUAUGAAUCCUUUGAACCCUCUGCGGUAUCGCCUCCGUGAGAUUUUGCCGGAUGCCCGAGCCUUUGACUUUAAAGAGCACAUCUGGCCUGAUAUAACGGCAGGUCUCUCGGUUCCGGUGUACGUGUACUGA